Messenger RNA from Archocentrus centrarchus (flier cichlid), 1662 nucleotides. It is a transcript of the gene rnf183, whose product is annotated as ring finger protein 183. The transcript is spliced from 2 exons. The record is from RefSeq and is a predicted model, not a curated record. Lineage: Eukaryota; Metazoa; Chordata; Actinopteri; Cichliformes; Cichlidae. The coding region runs from base 241 to 1188 and encodes 315 amino acids. Gene Ontology annotation, biological process: protein ubiquitination. Gene Ontology annotation, molecular function: ubiquitin protein ligase activity.
CGGCAAUGUCGAGUCCUCAAUUAGAAAAGUAGAUAAAAGAGCAAAGACAAGAGGAGGGAAACGGAUCCAAACAUUCAGUUUGGUUUUUGUUUCCGAGAUGAGCAGCUUUCACUGCACUGGAUUAUAUGUCAGGUCAAAUCUGACGAAGUGAGCCGGCCUUCGUUUACCUCAGCAGCUGCUGUUGGGAAACUGGGAGGAGUCGAAUUCCAGACGGCACUUUACCUCUAGCAUCACUCCAGCAUGAGUGAUGGUGGGGAGGGACACAGCAGGGCCGGGGGGAGCCAUAGAGCCAGACAGCCCCAGGCCCCUAACGUCAAACCCAGGCUCGUGGAGAAUGACAGGAACAGCAAAGAGGAUCACCGGCAAAAAGAGAAGCCUGCAAGAGUGAGGAGAUCAAGGAGCUCUCACUCUGAGAGGGGGAGGAGGAGAGAGCCAGACAGGAACCACGGAGAAAGGAGGCGCCGUGGGAGGAGUGAGGAGGCCCGUGGGAGACAUAAGAAAGAUGGAAACAGCGAUCGGAGGAAGGCGACCCCCCCUGAAGAUGAUGUGGAGGACACCGAGUGUGCAGUGUGCUUCUGCUCCUAUGAUAAUGUCUUCAAGACCCCAAAGCUGCUGGCAUGCGGGCACACCUUCUGUCUGGAGUGCCUGGCACGCAUCAACGUCACCUCACCAGAGCUCAAGACCCUGUCCUGCCCCGUGUGCCGGGAGUUGACUGUGCUCCCUCACGGCCGGGACCUGCCCCGUCUGAGCAACAAUCGGGACAUCAUCAGCAAACUUCCUCGGGAGAUGCACCGGGCACUGUCCAUCCGCUUCCAGCGCAGCAAGGGUAAGCUGGUGCUGAAGAAUCCUCCUCCCACCAGCCCGACCAGGCCUAGCAUUAUCAAGCUGCCUACUAAGAGUCAGAACACUGAGGCGAGGCCAGGCGGGGACCUUCAGCUGACUGCAAUGGAGCAGGGGAUGACCCCAGCCACUGUGGUGGAUGUAGGCAGACCUCCAAACAGGGUGAGAAGUCGCCUGCGCAGGUUGUUCCGCACAGAUCAGUGCUACUAUGCCGUGGUGGCGUCCGUCAUCACCAUCACUGUGGCACUCAUGCUGGUGGGGAUUCUGGCCUUUGUGAUCAUACCCAGUGUGACCACGCAAAGGCCUCCUCCUACACAUCCAUCAAACACGUCAGAACACAAUCCGUAAAGGGACGGGAGGGACGUCCACUUCAAGGACGGGACCCUGAAGGGAGGGAGGGCUGUUUGGGGAGAUGAGACUGAUGGAACCUCUGGUGACCUUUGUCCCACUGUGUGUAUACUGGAGAAGUCCAAACUGAGCUUGUUCAGCGAUGUGGAAAAAUGAAGGAAAACCAGGAGAGCAACAUUUUUUUCAAACAAAAGGCCUGGCAGGUGCACAUGAAGGAAACAGGACUGACUUGUGUUUGUGUGUCUGAGAGCAGGUGAACACACAAAGAAGCACACACACGGACAAAAUAAGCUGUAAAUGUUGAAAUGCACUGUGAGGACAGGCCGGGAGGAUCUCUGCGCGAUUGCACACUGAGCUCGUAAACCACUUCAAGGUUUACGAGCUCUUAACUAAUUCUGUUUAUAAUGCAAACCCACUGUACAUAGCCACAGAUGAUUUCUAUAUGUGCCAGUAUUUCCCAACAUAUCCAUCAAA